ACACAGCUCUGGUAUCUUCCAUAUCGGCCUCGCAUUUCAUAUUUAAAUGCCCAUCUUUCUCUCUUCUCCUCAUCGCAUCAUUUCUUGAAUUUCAUCAGAAUUAUUAUCUUUCAAAGCGUUUAUUUGCUCUGCAUUUUGUACUGCGAUUCACGGACCUGAGUUGUGAGGCGUGAGAAGAGAUGGAUCCCCUGUUAAGCACCGUUCAUCAAUUGCUAGGUGUUCCCGAUGAAAUGGAGAAGCUUCUCAACAAUCCUACGCGUACUUAUGUUCGGGACACAAAGGCCAUGGCUUCUACUCCUGUUGAUGUCAAGGAGUAUCCUAACUCCUAUGUCUUCAUAAUCGACAUGCCGGGCCUUAAAAACAAGGACAUCAAGGUUCAGGUUGAGGACGAGAAUGUGCUGACAAUCAGCGGCGAGCGAAAGAGGGAGGAGGAGCAGGAUGUAAAAUACACCCGAAUGGAGCGCAGGGUCGGUAAAUUUAUGCGCAAAUUUACUCUGCCAGAUGACUCUAACACGGAGGGCAUUUCUGCUACCUGUCACGAUGGAGUGCUUAGUGUGACUGUUCCGAAGCUUCCUCCUCCCGAGCCCAAGAAACCCAAGACUAUUGAAGUUAACAUUGCCUAAGCUCCCUGUUUUCCCCUCUCUGUGCUGUAUAACAGCCAUAUAUAGAAAUAUUAUGCCUGUGUUUGAGAUGGAGUACAUCCGAAUAUAAUGCUUAGGAUUUACUUGAGUUCUCGUCCCCUGGAUUUAACGAGAUAGAGAAGCUAUUUGAGAGUACUUCUGGUAACGAGAGAUAUGUAAGUUUCUGCAAAUGUUCUGUAAUUGAAAUGUCUUUGGUACAAAUCGAGAAAUACUCGAACUCAUUUUCUACGAAGGCUAAAUUUUCGUCUGUUAGUGCACCUGUCUUUCUGCAAUUGUUCUGUAAUUGAAAAGCUUUUGAUGCGAUUUAAGAAAAAUGUUAAAUCAUUACAGUGGAAGUUUAAUUUUUUUGUC
This is a messenger RNA of Cryptomeria japonica (Japanese cedar), 992 nucleotides long. Its product is annotated as 17.1 kDa class II heat shock protein. The transcript has 3 exons. NCBI's taxonomy places the organism in Eukaryota, Viridiplantae, Streptophyta, Pinopsida, Cupressales, Cupressaceae. Gene Ontology annotation, biological process: response to heat; response to hydrogen peroxide; protein complex oligomerization. The coding region runs from base 180 to 623 and encodes 147 amino acids. The record is from RefSeq and is a predicted model, not a curated record.